This is a messenger RNA of Meyerozyma guilliermondii ATCC 6260, 456 nucleotides long. RefSeq lists its product as uncharacterized. The record is from RefSeq and is a predicted model, not a curated record. Lineage: Eukaryota; Fungi; Ascomycota; Pichiomycetes; Serinales; Debaryomycetaceae. The transcript has a single exon. Bases 1 to 456 code for a protein of 151 amino acids.
AUGUGGGAUAUUAACCGGAGGAAAAGGGAGGUGGGUAGCAAAAAAAAUCUGUGCUAUUUUCGGCACACUCCUGCGUGCAUGUGUAACCCAAAAAGGCAAUUUUACCACCACAGGAAACUUCUCUUGCUGUAUAAUGGCUCUGGCGAACGGAUGCACCAUAGUGCGAGCCAAGGCGUGGCGGCGCCUAGAAGGGGGUAUGUGUGGAUGAUUUUUGGUGUUGCUGGGUCCAAUGUGGCUUUGUGCAAAAUGGUGAAAAUAUUUAGAUGGAAAGUGAAACGAAAGACAAACGAAACCAUGAGGAAGGCAGAGCAACACAAUCGAUUUAUCAAGAACCAGCGUAGUGUUUGGUCACGGAAAAUCAACAAAUUAUUGUGGACGAUGCUGGCUGCAAACCGGAGUGUUGUCAAAACUUUGAUCAAAUCAUUGUUCGAUAUGCCCAAAUCUCCCCCGCCAUAA